Molecule: messenger RNA, 1312 nt
Organism: Cyprinodon variegatus (sheepshead minnow)
Lineage: Eukaryota; Metazoa; Chordata; Actinopteri; Cyprinodontiformes; Cyprinodontidae
Product: C-factor-like
Exons: 4
Coding region: 27-818 (263 amino acids)
Source: RefSeq, a predicted model, not a curated record
UCACGUGAGCAGGUGUUUCUCAUGCCAUGGCUUCCCCCGUAGCUCUAAUUCAAGGUGCCAGCAGAGGUUUGGGGCUUGAAUUUUGCAAACAUGUAUUAAAGAAUAAAAGCCUCGCCUCGGUCAUAGCAACGUGUCGAAACCCAGAUGGAGCGGCAGAGCUGCGGGGCCUCGCCGAACAACACCGAAGCAGAGUCACGAUCCUCAAGCUGGACGUGAACCGGGAGGAGGACGUCCGCGGAGCAGCCGAGCGCGUGAAGGAGAACUUCGGCCGCGUGGAUCUGCUGGUGAACGCCGCGGCGAUGCUUCAUCCUAGCGGGAAAGGAGAAACUAGUCUGAGGGAUGUUUCUGCGCAGGGCAUCAUAACCACCUUGACCACCAACACAGUGGGCCCCCUGAUAAUGGCCAAAUAUUUUACCCCUCUCCUUCAGAAGGGCGGCGGUGCUUUUGGUCAGCAGCCUGCAGAGAAAGCGAAGCAGCACAGCGGCAUCAUCGUCAACAUCACGGCCAAAGUCGGAUCCAUUGGAGACAACGGACUUGGUGGUUGGUACAGCUACAGAAUGUCUAAAGCAGCUCUCAACAUGGCCACAAGGAAUUUAUCCAUAGAGCUGGGGCGCAGUAGACCUAAGGUGGUUUGUGUUUCCUUACACCCAGGAACAGUCAACACGGACCUUUCCCGGCCGUAUCACAAGAACGUGCCAAAUGACAAGCUGUUCAGUGCUGAACACUCUGUGAACUGUCUGAUGGCCAUCAUUAAUUCACUAAGCAUAGAAAAGACAGGAAAGGCAUACAACUGGGACGGAGCCGAGCUUCCUUGGUAGAAUCAUAAAGUGGGAUCAAAGAUGUGACUUCACCCCAGUGUGCCGAUUCUCUGAGCAGAUAAUGCUGAGAUAGGCAGGGAUUUUACUAUUGACACAACUACUACAAGUGCUUUACUGGAGGUUUUUGAAAGAAUAAUUAUCAGGUCACCAUCUCUACCUCUACACCAAAGUCAGUUCAGUCAAAAUUACUGUGAUCGUCAACAUUAAGGUCAACCUCUAAGAUAUAGGAACUCCAUAGGUUACUUGUGCUUCCAUUGUCAGCUAUAAACUGUUUUGGCACGAUGAACAAAUAUCCAGAAACUUUCAGAGAUCAAGAUCUCAAACCUAAACUGUUCAGAAAAGUCAAGAUCUAAACAAUUUAAGGCAAUUUCUGCAUAUUCUAGAACAAUUGUUCUUAAAUUGUGAUACAAAAACUAAUGGUAUUUUUGGUGCGUUAAGUGGAAAAAUUGGUGUAAUUUACAAUACAAAAUCAUGAUGGACAGAUUUUUUAUUUA